AUGAAGUUCAUUACCUUACUGAGGAUGCCAGACAAAGAGCCUUGGAUGAUAUUGAUUCCCGCCCUUUCGGGAUUUAUUGGUGGGAGUGAAGAUGUAAAAAAUGCAAUUUUGAAUGGUUUGCACAGCAAUGUAAAUGAGCUUGUUAGGCUUUUAGGAACGUCUUGCGGAGAUAAGGGGUGUAAUGAUCAUCGUGAUCAAAUUAACACUCUUAAUGAGAAGCUUAAUAAACUUAAAAAUAAGCUUAAAGAUGAUCAAAAUACUCCUGUAAAUCUUACUGUAAUCCUUUCUAAGUGCAAGUUAAAUGGUCUUGAUGGUCCCUUAAAAGAGCUUAAAGAUGCAAUUACUGAGAAAAUUGAGAAGCUUAAUAAAGAUAUUGAGAGCCUUAAAAAAGCAGAUAAAGAUGCUAAACAACGCAAUGAAACUCCUCAAAAUGCCUCUGAAAUUGACAAGCUUAAUAAGGAUCUGCAGUCUCAUGAAGCCUCCAAGAAGUCUCUUGAUACACUGAAUGAGCUUUGUGGAUAUGCUGAUAAAAUUAAUAAAAAGCUUGUUGACGAAAAUCCCUCCACAGAAAUUCUUAAAAGCCUUUGUGGAGGCCUCGAAAAAUUUCUCGGCUACGAUAAUGGUAAUUACACCGGAGAAGGAAUCGUGUACUCGGACCUUGAUAGGCUGUGCGACGGGGUGAUGUCUUUUAUUCUUCAAUGUCUUAAAGGCAGUCAAACGCUUUUAAGCUUUUAUUAUCCUAAUAUUACGCAGACUAUAAAGGAUUUAGAAGGUAAAAUAGGUAAGGGCCUUGGUGUUUCAGGAUUUGCGCAGGCCAUUGGGAUUGUUCGGGAUGGGCUGCAGGGGUAUGAGGGUUCUCUAAAUAAGAAGAUUAAUGCUGUUGUAGGUGAAGAAAGAGAACAUAAUGGCACGUUAAAAGCGCUGAAAGAUACGAUUGGGAGAAAUAUUAAAGCAGUUGGUCAGUUGAAGACAGGUGUCUUUGAGAGCAAUGUUGCCUUGUGGUUGACCACAGUGACGGAGGGGUUAGACGCAAAUGUAAAAGCGGUUAGAAACGCCACUAACGCCUUGGAUUACGAACUGAGAAACAAGUUGAAGGGUGAUUUCGAACAGAUUGCAUUACAGAUUAAGAAUCUUGAAAACAAUGCAAGUCGGGAUCAGCAAGAGCUAUAUAGUCUGGGUAGUAAGGUGCAGGAGGAGUUGAAAGACCUUGAGAAACAGGUAACGGAACUUGCUAAAAGUAAGCAAGAAGACUGCAUUCGACAAUUGAUGGCAGCGUUUGACAGUAAUAUCCGGAACCCUAUCCACGCAGUGAAGGCCAAUUUGCAAUCUGUUCAUAGACAUUUGGACAGGUGGAGCAAGAAAGCUACAAAAGCUGUGGAAGCGGCUUUGAUGAAGUGUGCUACUAUUUUGGAGAAAUUAAGCAGUGGUCAGGAGUCUGUUAAACAGGCGGCCGAGGAAUUGAGAGCAAAAGCGCAAAAGCUUUUAGCUUCAGUAAAAGCGGCGAAAGGUAUGCUAGUUGACAAAGUAGAUAAGGCGCUUACAGCCGCUGAAAAAUUGGAAACAACAUUGAAAACGGACUUAGGAAAGAUUAAAGAGCAGAUUGAGGUGGGCAUUUCAGGGUAUGUCCAGGGGUAUCUUCGCAAGGUUCAAAAUAAGAUUGGGCAUAUUAAGGGAACCAAGGGUCCCCUUUUCAUGGGUAUGGAAGGAAUAAAAGAGCGAGUAAAGGAGUAUUCCACAAAUUUUAAAACCUUUGGUGGCACUGUAUUGAAGGUAUGGGUGGAAGACGUUGUGAAGAGCAAACCGGUUAAAACGUAUAUUGACUGGUAUGUUAGGGAUCCCGUGACCAAUAGUCUUGGUAUGCUGCAGUCGCCAUAUGAUGGUGAUAACGCUCAAAGAAUUAUGAAACAGCUUGCCGAGAAUGUUGCGUCGCAAAUUAUGCACGAUAUUGGCAGCGCCCAGAUUCAGCCCUCUGGGACUGAUAUUCCAAAUGAAGGAGAUAAGAUUGAGAAACAUGUGGAAUACGUCCAAAAGGUUUGCACUAAUUUUGCCGAUCUGCUUGGGAAGAAACUACAGGAUCGAGAAUUAGAUUCAUUUCUCUCUUCAAUAGCCAAUACGAUUGAGAGUGCGGUUGGGGGUACCGGUUCUUCGAAUGAUAAUCUAAAGGGCGCCGUCUCUUACGCACUCCAACAGCUUGUCGGUGCGGCUAGAGGAGCAGCUGCCGAACUACACUCGUUAGCUCUUGAGCACAAGCCACCCGGUGCAGACAGAAGUAUAUUGGGUAAAGUAGAUGAGGUUUACGGUAAUGCUAAUGAUAUAUCUGCUCAGCUUGACACGGCGCUCGGGGGGACCGGCGAAGCUUACGUUCCCGGAACAAAUCCGGAAGUUCAGCUUACCCACAAUGUUAAUGCAACGAUUGAGGGUAUACUCAAUGGACAGCUGCCGAAGGAUAGUGAACCACGUCAGGUCCAACUUAUACACCUUAGGCCAUCCUUCACGAAACCAACUGGCGGCAGGGUCGGCCCCAAUCCCAAGAGCAAGAAAGAGGAACUUAUCGAAGCUAUCGACGCCAUUGAAACAGAGGUGGAAAAGGAUCUUGACCUCAAAGAUCCUAAAGACGGCAAAACAGAUAUGAGCACUGAAACUCUAAAAGCGGCCCUCGAAGCUGUCAACUCCCAACUGAAAGCCUUUGUACAAGCUAUUAAGGAUCUGGUUGAAGAUUCCAAAAUUAUAUCCGGUAACGAUCCAACCAAUAAAGCAGUCAAAAGCCUUCUCAACGAGUUGAAUACGAUGCUUGAUAAAGGAAGUCAUUCGGUAGUGCCAUAUCAGCUUACCAAGGAUCUCAAGCAAAUCUGCAAUGAAAUUGCAACUGACGUAAUCGGCGACGCCCGAAGCCCCGUCAUUGGUGACGCGGCGACUACUACCCUGGAACAUAUCAUCACUGCCGCCACUGCAUUCCGCAACACAACAAUCAAAAGCGAGGUUGAGACAUGUGUAAGACUAAUUAACGAAAAAGUGACAUCAGAAGUAAAAUUGAAGAUUGAUGCCAUAAAAAAAGACGCUCUGGACCGGUAUGUUCAUACCACCACCAAGCAUUUGGAGGACUUGGAUAUCUUUAUCAGAAAGCGUAAUCAGAGUAUGGAUGAAAUCAUCCAUCUGGAUAAAACCAGAGGCAUAAAGGGGUUCGCGCAGAAAUUAAAUACAAUGUUUAUCCCUAUGAUUGCAUCAUUUAAACCACGUGAGUCGAAUACCAAAUUCCAAGAUUUUGCCAAUCUAUUGCUUAAUCAAUUUAGCGAGCUCAUGCAAGAAUUACAUAAGCAACAUGAUUUUAAAAUAAUGCAUUCCGUGGUUCAACCUUUAUGGACGUCUCUUGGGACGUUGCUCUCCGGACUAUAUACGUCCAAACAAUUCGAUCAUACGUUCCGCACAAAUCUAAAUUCGUUGAGGGAAAUUGUUGGUAACAUGUCACCUGAUAAGCAUUCCAGACCAUCAAGUGUGCUGCUGAAAGUGUUGCAGAAGGGUUUAACGGCCAUGUCCCAGCAGCUUGGUUAUGGCUAUGUGAGUGCGUACUCCGAAAGAACAUGGAUUGACAAAGAGCAAAGGAAGUACGCAAAAAUAAUCUUUACCAUAUUUCGCAUACUUCACGUUUCACUAACUAUGUUGAAGGUUAAUUGCAAGAGUCUGAGUGGACAGCAACUUAACCAAUCUACUGACCUCGGAAAAAUUAUAGCCGAUGAGGGAUUCAAUGUAUCCGACCAGGAUGGACAGAAUGGCGAGCUACGGAAUAAGCAAGAUUGCAAGGGUUCAGAUAUUAUUAACUUACUUAUCAGGAACGUCGACGGCGCAAACAACAACGAGCACCUUAAAACACUUAAGCCAAAUGAAAGGAAUAAAUUCAGUCUCAUGAGUAUCAUAGCGUGCCUCAUGUCCCAUCUUGACGAAUAUAAUAAAGUUUGCCACCAUUCUACAAUCUCUGUCAAGAGGUCUCCGUGUUCUGUUUACGAACAGUUAGUCUGGCUGAUUGGUCUCCCACACAAUCAAGUGUUUGACAAAUUUAGCGUGUACUGUAGGGAACUGUUCGAUAAACCGAAGAAAGAUGACAAGAGGGAUUACUCAGAAAUUCCGUCAUCUGAAUUGCAACUUGGUGCCUACCCAUAUACCAUCAACUAUGAUGAUUUGGUGCCGGCGAUUAAACGUGUAUGCCAGCACUCUCACCGUGUACUUACUACUAUCCUCGGCCACGGCCACUCAGCGGGCAUAUAUGCCUCUGACUUCUCGAACAAUUCACUAAAUUUUUAUUAUCCCAGUAGUAUGUCUACGUUAGUAUGCAUGUUACUCGACGUCCUGAAGCGCAUCUACUACCAGCUUUCUUUCAUUUGUCGACAGUGUAAAUAUACCUCCAAACUUAGCGGGUGGCGUGACUGUUCAUAUGGGCGCGGCGUUGGUGGCUCCAAUUGGCAGUGUAAUACGUUGACGUAUGCCAAUCAAACGUGUGACCAACACUGCAAACAACUGGCCAACCAGUGCCAACCUAUGUGCCAAGCAAAUAGGCAACCAAAACACUAA
This is a messenger RNA of Babesia ovata, 4563 nucleotides long. RefSeq lists its product as uncharacterized. The transcript is spliced from 2 exons. The record is from RefSeq and is a predicted model, not a curated record. Bases 1 to 4563 code for a protein of 1520 amino acids. NCBI's taxonomy places the organism in Eukaryota, Apicomplexa, Aconoidasida, Piroplasmida, Babesiidae.